AUUCAUUUAAUCAACACAUACAAUAAUAUAUUUGUGCACCAUUUUUCUCUCACAAUCCAGUAUCCACCACCGCUUUGUUCUCUCUCCUUCUCUCUAUAUUGUUCCUUUUUCUACCUGGGCUUGCACUGUUUGCACACGCAACCGGUCGGCGGCGGUUGUUGGUUCAUCUGAGUUGCCCGAUCACCGAUUAUUGAAGGCUGCGGCGUUCACCGGCUGAAUUUGGCGCCGAUUGUGAUACUGGUUUUUAGGGAAAGCAUAAUCCAAAAACAGCGUCACUCAGCAAUUCGUUAUUGGAAAGGCUUUGAAACUCUAUAAAAACUGAAUCUGUAUAUCCAGCCUAAUAGUUGACACUUAGGGCUUUUUCCAGUUACUUGAGCUAGGAUUUGGGGACAAUGACUAUAUCAUUUUUGUUCAUUUUCUUUGCCUAAAAAUGAACCCGAGUUAGCCAAGAUAUGGAUUGACUACUGAGGGAGUAAUUUGCAGGAUCCUUUUUUGAUCUGUGGAUCAAUGACGAACAGAUUUCACAAAUCAUUAUGGUUUUUGGUGUUCCCUUCAACAAUUAUUAGAUUGACCUGCUGCAGUUGCAGUAUGUUAUGCGUGAUCCUUUGAGUUGGGCAAGAAACACACAAAUAUAGAGAAGUAAAUGAUGCAAAUUAUUAUUCCUGACUUCUGGAGUUUACUUGUAACCAUCCAUUAUACUGCGGUGACUAGUUAUGGUUACUUUCACAUCAUUCUGAAUUGAGGAGAUUGCCACUAACGAUUGAUGAAUGAAACCAGCCAUGGGUCUGGCAUGCUGUCUUUCCUCGAUGGUGCAUGAUGCCGUACAACAUUAAUGUUGUAAGAGCUUCUUAACAGCUCACAGAUAUUAACUGACCAUUUUCAAAGAAUAACAGAGGAAUGGAGUACUAAGUUGCAUUUGGUAAUAUACUGGUUUGAUUUCCAUCCAAAGUGGUUUGCCCAUGGAAGAGAGCGCAGUUGGCUAACUGUCAUCUACUAAAUGUCUCAGGAGAUCUGUACGUAAACAAAUUGCUAUUAACUCUAGAAUGAAUUCCUGUGAUUUGGCUUGUUGGCGGCUUUUCCCUUUCCACGAUUCAGUUUCCAAUGGUUGAGAGAUUGGUAGUUGAUUUUACCUGAGACAAUUGUAAUCUCACUUAAAUGCCUACAAGCCAGCUUGAGUAAGAGCUCUAGAAGGAUGAGAGGGUUUUCAUCUGCGCAAGAAAUAUCAUCACUCAGGUGUGACAACUAUGGGGCACAGACAACAUUUUAAUGCAUCUCAGAUUUUUGAGAAUGAGAUUGAUCAGGGAUGGAAUCAUGCAGAGCAACCUUAUAUGCCCAUUGGAAGAGGUGUUCCUGAAAGCAGCUCGAUUAUUCAUUCUGCCGAUAAUAUCACAAACCAAGGUGGACCCUAUCCACCCCAGUGGGGCCCGCCUCUUAGGUCAUCAUCAACUGGUCACUCUCCUUCCAUACCUAAUGUGGAAUUUUCACAUUAUCAGCCCUUGCCACCAGUAGCUCCUGUCCCGUCCCGUGGUCCUUUCCCGCAUCAACCCUCUGUUGGAAAUCCUCACAUUUUUCAAGAAAAUUAUCCACACCACCCAUCUUCGUCAAAUGUCAGUGGCCAGACAAUAGAUACUGUUUUUUACAAUCAGACAGAUGGCAGUUGUCGUGGGCCCUACAAGCGGAAAAGCCCCUGCAUCCCUCCAAUCUUCGAGAUGGGGUCCACGAGCAGCAGAUAUUACGAUGUCGGAAGUUCGUCCGAUAUUCAUCUGCCUAACGACCCGUGGCAGGAAAAGCAGAAUGCCGAACAUUGUCACUCUCGUUGGGAAUAUUCUUCCGGUUAUGGACCUAAUAAUAGUAGCCUCUCUAUAGGAGGAGAGGGUAGUACAAUGAGAAAUGUGAGGAGUCGAGCUUCGAUUGACCUGGAAAGCCAUCUGGCGAGGUCUCAUUUGCCGAGCAGUACUCUGCAUCAUACUUUUCCUAAUCAAUCCUCUGACCCAUCUAAUUUGGUGGAUUUCUGGGGUCAAAGCUCAAAUGCGCCAACGCACGAAUGGAAUUCUAAUCACGUACCACCAGCUGCUGGUCCCCAUGGAUUGAUUUCUGGCUCGGAUUCUAGUUUCUUCGGUCACGAUACGAAUCCCCAGAAUACAAUGAACAACCUUCUUCCUAAUAAUAAUUCUGUGGAGAUUGGGGCUUACAACAACAGUGAUGUUAGAAAUCACGUUCCUCAAAAUGUUGGAAAUCACUUGAACCAGUCGUCCGUCAGAGGAGUCCGAAGUAGUUAUGGUCAAAGGUCAGCCCCCACAUUCAGGGCUUCUUCCAGCAACUUCCGUCCACCUGCCCCAGACGAGAGGCAGCAUGUUGGAGAAAGUUAUCCUUCGAGACAUUCACGGGCUCUUUCCAACCUAAGGCUGCGGAGUUUCGAUAGGAACGUGAGAACUUGUAUAUCGGGUGAUAGAUAUCGAUAUCUUAGUGACGAGGCAAGUUUUCGUAAUCGGCUGGCACCUGAGGGUCUCAUGGUUGUGGACCACAAUGCAGCCUACGGAUCAAGAACUCUGUUUGAUCAGCACAGGGACAUGAGACUCGACAUAGACAACAUGAGUUAUGAGGAGCUUCUUGCACUUGGAGAAAGGAUCGGGAGUGUGAGCACCGGCUUGACCGAUCGUUCGAUUUCCAAAUGCUUGACCGAGUCCAUAUAUUGUUCGUCCGACCUCUCUCAAGAUGAAGGAAACUGUGUCAUUUGUUUGGAGGAAUACAAAAACAUGGAUGAUGUAGGGACUUUGAAAUCGUGUGGCCACGAUUUUCACGUGGGCUGCAUUCGAAAAUGGCUGUCGAUGAAGAACGUAUGUCCCAUCUGCAAGGCAUCGGCCAUGGAGGACAGUAAUAAGGAAAAAUAAAGUUAAAUAUAUUUCAUUAUGUUCGGCAAUAAUUUAUCCAAAACCUUGUUGUAUAUAUAUAUAUAUGUCUAUGUAUAUCCAUGUGUGCAAAUGUUCCUCAAAAAUAUUGGGGGAAAAUGAAUAUUGUUUAGGGAACUUGUCAAGUCAAUGCUAAUGUCAGAACUCAGACGUGACUUUAUUUAUAUCUUUAACAUGCGCUUCAAAGCAAGUCAUGCCUUGUAUUUUAUUCCUGUUUUUCCUAUUAAGCCAUGAUAAUUUGUGAGCUCAAUGAACUGAUAUCUGCCAACUAAGAGUAGCUUGAAGUGGCUUUUUUCACACUCGUUAAUGUUAUCUGUAUUCUUCUAGAUCUUGUUGUAAAAAGCAAGCACGAAUGUAUUCAUCAAUCAUCAUA
Messenger RNA from Striga asiatica, 3282 nucleotides. Lineage: Eukaryota; Viridiplantae; Streptophyta; Magnoliopsida; Lamiales; Orobanchaceae. The record is from the annotation of a GenBank genome assembly.